Hippocampus comes (tiger tail seahorse) is the source of this 2834-nucleotide messenger RNA. It is a transcript of the gene ehhadh, whose product is annotated as enoyl-CoA, hydratase/3-hydroxyacyl CoA dehydrogenase. The transcript has 8 exons. Gene Ontology annotation, cellular component: peroxisome. The record is from RefSeq and is a predicted model, not a curated record. Gene Ontology annotation, biological process: fatty acid beta-oxidation. NCBI's taxonomy places the organism in Eukaryota, Metazoa, Chordata, Actinopteri, Syngnathiformes, Syngnathidae. Bases 213 to 2354 code for a protein of 713 amino acids. Gene Ontology annotation, molecular function: (3S)-3-hydroxyacyl-CoA dehydrogenase (NAD+) activity; NAD+ binding.
UUUUUUUAGUUAGGCCAGUUAGGGGGCGCAAAUGCUCUUGAUCGCCCCGAGUUGUGCUCCAUUUAAGUGAACGAUGAAAACAGCUGAGGACGCUGUUACGGCAGCAGGGCGAAGUCAGUGUGCUAAAGUUGAAGUAGUUCUGUCAGCAAAAACAUUGACGUUACAAAGUUCACUGCACGCAAUAAAAAGAGCGCCAUUGCUUGUGUGGGAAAAUGGCUCAAUAUUCUCGCGUUUCGGGAAACGUUGGCUUGAUUACGCUUCAAAAUCCUCCUGUUAAUGCAUUGAGCGCAGCAGUACGUCAGGGCAUCGUGGACACCGUGAAGAGAGCACUCGGUGAUCCUGAGGUGAAGUCUGUUGUGAUAUGUGGCCAGAAUGGAGUGUUUUGUGGGGGAGCAGACAUCAGAGAGUUUGGGACCCACAUGACUGGGCCUCCACUGGUGCCAAUGAUCCACGCCAUAGAGAUGGCGGAUAAGCCAGUGGUGGCGGCCAUAGAAGGGGUCGCUCUGGGCGGAGGCCUGGAGUUGGCACUUGGCUGUCACUAUCGAAUAGCUCACACCAAGGCUAAAGUGGGGCUUCCAGAGGUGACUCUGGGUCUGCUACCUGCUGCAGGUGGAACCCAACGUUUGCCAAGGCUCACCGGACUACCGGCAGCUAUAGCUCUCAUCACCACUGGGCGUCAGAUCACCACCGCCGAAGCGCUAAAACUCUCAAUAGUGGAUCAGGUUACAGAUUACAGCGCCGUGGAUACAGCUGUCAAGUUUGCCAAGAGUGUUGCAGAACGGUCUCUGGACGGCCGCCGUGUCAGCGAGCGCCCGUGCCCUUGUCCUCCCGAUGUGGAUGCCCUCUUUGAGGCAGCGAUGCAGAAGGUCCGCCAGAGCGCCCGUGGAGCCAUCGCGCCGGUGGCUUGUGUCCAAGCACUGCAGGCGGCCGCCACUAUGCCCUACGCCCUGGGCAUGCAGCGGGAAAAGGAGCUGAUGGCCACGCUGUUCACCUCUGGCCAGGCUCGCGCUCUACAGUACAGUUUCUUUGCUCAGAGAGCUGUGGGCAGGUGGAGCCUGCCCAGUGGAGCACGCUGGGACGGCAGCAAGCCCAGGCCGAUCCGUAAAACGGCGGUCAUCGGUCUUGGGACAAUGGGGAGAGGCAUAACAGUUUCCCUUGCUCAGGCGGGGUUGUCUGUGAUUGCUGUGGAGGCCCAGGAGAAGCCGUUGAAGGAGGCACAGCAGGCCAUAUCAGGCAUGCUACAGCGAGGGGCCAAGAGACGAGGGGGGGCCCCUCCACUUGAUCUGAUCACCUAUAGUGCAAACCUCCAAGCAGUAGCGGAUGUUGACCUGGUCAUCGAGGCUGUGUUUGAAGACGUGGCCCUGAAGAAGCAACUCUUCCAGCAUCUGUCUGCCAUUUGUAAACCAGAAGCGUUCUUGUGCACCAACACGUCCGCCUUAGACAUCGACCUCCUGGCCUCGCAGAGCCGCCACCCAGAGCUGGUGGUCGGGAUGCAUUUCUUCGCCCCAGCACACGUCAUGAAGCUGCUGGAGGUGGUGCAUGGCUCGCGUUCCUCUCCCGAAGCUGUGGCCACCGCUAUGAAUCUGGGCAAACAAAUGGGCAAAGUGGGCGUGGCUGUGGGUAACUGCCACGGAUUUGUGGGGAACCGCAUGCUGAAGCCAUACCUGGAACAAGGCUUGUUCUUGUUAGAAGAGGGAGCCACACCAGAGAUGGUAGACGGAGCGCUGGAGGAGUUUGGUUUUGCCAUGGGGCUCUUCAGAAUGUCUGACCUCUCCGGGAUUGAUGUAGGCUGGAGGGUUAGGAAGGGAGAAGGUCUGGUGCAGCCUGGCGCCUCAGUUCGAGUCCGACAAGGCCGCAGGUACAGCCCCCUCGGGGAUCUCCUCUAUGAGCAAGGGCGGUUUGGACAGAAAACAGGCCGAGGAUGGUAUCGUUAUGACAACCGUCAUGAAGCCAAGCCUGACCCAUGGCUGAACAACUUUCUGGAGGAUUAUCGAGCCCGACAUGGCCUGGCUGCACGCCGCAUAGAAUGCCAGGAGGUCCUGGAGCGCUGUCUGUACACCCUCAUCAAUGAGGGCUUCCGCAUCCUUGAGGAAGGAAUAGCAGCUGGACCCGAAGACAUCGACGUCAUCUAUGUGCUCGGCUACGGCUGGCCCAAGCACCGCGGCGGUCCAAUGUACUACGCCAGUAUGGUGGGCCUGAUCAAGGUCCUGGAGAGGCUGGAGCACUACCUGCGGGCCCACCCAGAUGUGCCUUCCCUUCAGCCCUGCAGCCUUCUACGCAGGUUGGUGGCCAGCGGCAGCCCGCCAAUCCACAAGUGGAGAAAAAUCAUCAAGAAAACUCAGAGCCACCUAUAAAUCUGCAAUCUUUUUUAAUCGCCUCCUGAAAAAUACAAACUGCAUAAUGACAAUACAUGCAGGCUCCAAAGGAUGAAAAUACUUAGUUUGAUUUUCCAAAUGAUUUUGGAAGUUCCAUCUCAACGGUGUCAGAAGAAUGACUCAAUGUGAUGUGCCGCAAACAAAGCUUUGGUCAAAGCACUGUGCCGACACUAUGAUGAACAACUUCACUGAAUCUCAAAUGACUUUGCCAAAGAAAAUCAAUACGCUUGAACUUUUCUGCCUUUAGACUCCUUCUGCAUGGAACAAAAGCAUUCUCUGCUGUAAACAGCACACCUUUUGGUUGUUUUCCCAACCCGUAAAUCUUUUUUUGGGUUAUUGGCAAACUGUUUAGCUGCUUUUUCCACAGAAUUCCCCAUCGCGAAUAGAGAAAACCGCAUCGGAAAAGUCACCUUUACUGAUGCCACGUCUGCUCCGUUUUAUUACAUGUCUACCGUUCAA